UGCGUGCGUGCUGGGUCCCGCCCCCUUGCCACGUCCGUGCGGCGCCUGCGGCGGAGCCGGUGCGCGCGGUAGUUAACGUCGCGGCCUCGUGUAGGGAGCACCUGUUGCAGCCAUGAUGCCUGUUGCAACCGUGAUGCCUGAUGACACACCAAUGUUUGACCCAAAUAUUCUGCAUGAACUUGACUGGAGCGAGAACACGGCGACGUUUUCUCCUGCCAUUUCUCCUUUAGAUCCAGGAGAUGGCCUGGUUUUGAGACCACUUUGCACAGCUGAUUUAAAUCGAGGCUUUUUUAAGGUUCUGGGUCAGCUGACUGAAACUGGAGUUGCAAGCCCAGAGCAGUUUAUCAAAACCUUUGAGCACAUGAAGAGGUCUGGAGAUUACUAUGUUACUGUCAUAGAAGACACAAAUCUUGGACAGAUUGUUGCUACGGCAACGCUGGUGAUAGAACAUAAGUUCACUCACUCCUGUGCAAAGAGAGGAAGGAUAGAAGACGUAGUAGUAAGCGGGGAGUGCCGAGGAAAGCAGCUUGGCAAACUAUUAACGUCCACCCUGACAUUGCUAAGUAAGAGACUGAACUGUUACAAAAUUACACUUGAGUGUCUGCCAAAAAAUGUGGAUUUCUAUAAGAAGUUUGGCUAUUUGGUAUCUGAAGAAAACUACAUGUUUCAACGGUUCUUUAAUUAAAGAACUUCUAGUAAUUUUAUUUUUUUUUAAAGACUUGGUGGAGGAGCUUGUGCUACAAACAUUCUCUUCGUGGAAAAUUUAUAUAGUUUAUUGCUGCAAAUAUGACGAUCCCUAUAAAUAAUGAAUGUCAAAUGUGUAAAUCAUGGGAAAAAAAACAAAAACAAAAACAAAAAACUGACAUUUUAGAAGGGUCCUCUGGGUUAGGAAAUGAGCGCUUAGAACUAAUUUUUACUACUGUUCAGUCUAAGUGAAGCUUUUUUGUUUUAGCUGAGUUACAAAGGACUCUCGUUAAAGGGAUGGUUUUUAACCAAAGGUAUAUAUUUUUAUCUCAAAUUUUUUCUUGCAUUGUAUUUUUCUAAAAGGUUUGUGCUUCUUUUCUCGGUAGCUGGGGUACAGCUCGUGGGAUUGUGCUCCUGUCUGUACUUCACAGAAGGAUGAUGUAGCUCGGGCGGGGAUGAUGCUUCUCUCGUGCAGAAUUAGUGAUACAGGAUGGGCAUUUGUUCUGUUCUUCCCAUGAAACCUCACGGAGGUGCUGUUGAUGUCAGCAUGCCUGAAGUUUUAUAGGUACUGUUUUCCAAAACCAAAUUUGUUACCGCUCGUGUGGGUAGCAGCAGGGGGAAGAAUCCUUCUGGGCUGUGCUAAAGCUGAUGUUCAGAGUCUAAAAACGGAUGUGUGCUUCUCACUGCAGGGGUGCUGCACUUUAGCUGAUAACAUACUUUGUUUUCAGCAUAAUGACUUGUUUGGUGACACACACAAAAAUAAAAAUACCUGGAUGGUUUGUGACAGGGCAAAGGUAACUGGGAAGCUGGAAUGUCUGACAGGCAGAACACACCCCAUCUUUAGCAGGGCUCUGGCUCGUGCUCAGAUUCGGGACUGGCAGGCAGUGCCUGUAUUGGUGAGGAGGUGGUUCGGCUUUGCCGAGCAUACCCGGCCAGCUCGUGCACUCAUGGCUGUGGUGUUGCGGUAACGGUGUCUGCCUGUGGCAUAGCAAACCAGCGGAGAAACCCCCCCGAUCCUGGUCAUGAGGGCCUGCUGCUGCUUCGGAGCAUCUUUCUUGCUGUAAGAUUGGAUGAAUGAUUUUAGCACUUUUGUGGGCGCCGCCAAGCAAAUAACAUACAAAGCUCCAGUUCCAACAGUGGUGUUUUGUGCGAGGAGAGGGACAAAUCCUGCGUUGAUGAAUAGGGCAUUAUAAAUACAUGAAGGUUCGUACAGAACAGCCAGUCUUGUUUGUGAACAGUUAGGCCUUACAAAAUGUUCUUUCAUUGUGGUGUGGAGAGCCUACUUUAAGCUCCGGUGGGGGUCCUAUUUAAUGUUCCUGAUGGUACUCCACUCAAUAUAGUGUUUCCUUGGUGAUGUCUGUUUUAUUUAUUGAUUAUUUUUUAAAAAAAAAUCUUUGUUUAAGCUGAAUAAAUGAAGACUGCCAAAUGUA
Messenger RNA from Phalacrocorax carbo (great cormorant), 2114 nucleotides. NCBI's taxonomy places the organism in Eukaryota, Metazoa, Chordata, Aves, Suliformes, Phalacrocoracidae. The record is from RefSeq and is a predicted model, not a curated record.